AAAUUUUGUGUACUGAAAAAGGGAAAGUGUAUGAAGAGAAAUAAUAAUUCUUAGAUUCCCAAAAAUUCACAGAUAAAAUGGGAAAUGAAAACAGCCUUCCAUUAGAACUCUGCUCUACCUUCGAUGCAGAUGAGAUUAAAAGAUUAGGAAAACGAUUUCGUAAACUAGAUUUAGAUAAUUCCGGUUCAUUAAGCGUGGAAGAGUUUAUGACAUUACCAGAAUUACAACAGAAUCCACUAGUUCAGAGAGUAAUAGAUAUAUUUGAUACCGAUGGUAACGGAGAGGUUGAUUUUAAAGAAUUUAUAGAGGGUAUCUCUCAGUUUAGUGUAAAGGGUGAUAAAGAAUCGAAAUUACGGUUUGCUUUUAAAAUUUAUGAUAUGGAUAAAGAUGGUUAUAUUUCUAAUGGUGAAUUAUUUCAAGUUUUAAAAAUGAUGGUAGGGAAUAAUUUAAAAGAUACCCAACUACAACAGAUAGUAGAUAAAACUAUCAUUCAUGCUGAUACUGAUGGCGAUGGAAAAAUUUCUUUCGAAGAAUUUUGUUCUGUUGUUGGUACGAUGGACGUUCAUAAGAAAAUGGUUGUCGAUGUCUAGAAAAACCUUGUUUUGUUAUUUCAUAUUGUUUUUUUCUCUUUCCCAUGACAGCUUUCUCUCUCUUUCCAAAAAUUGUCAUCGAGUUUCUAUGACGCCACAUAUGUUUAUCGUAUUGUCUGUUAUUAUUAAUAUUAUGUUGCUAUGGU
This is a messenger RNA of Lottia gigantea (owl limpet), 736 nucleotides long. RefSeq lists its product as hypothetical. The coding region runs from base 78 to 590 and encodes 170 amino acids. NCBI's taxonomy places the organism in Eukaryota, Metazoa, Mollusca, Gastropoda, Lottiidae. Gene Ontology annotation, molecular function: calcium-dependent protein serine/threonine phosphatase regulator activity; calcium ion binding. The record is from RefSeq and is a predicted model, not a curated record. The transcript has 6 exons.